Molecule: messenger RNA, 1890 nt
Organism: Neomonachus schauinslandi (Hawaiian monk seal)
Lineage: Eukaryota; Metazoa; Chordata; Mammalia; Carnivora; Phocidae
Gene: PARP2
Product: poly(ADP-ribose) polymerase 2
Exons: 16
Coding region: 79-1779 (566 amino acids)
Molecular function (GO): NAD+ poly-ADP-ribosyltransferase activity
Source: RefSeq, a predicted model, not a curated record
CGCGCGCUGUGUUCCCGCCCUGUGACUCUAAGCGGGCAAUUCCUGGAAGAGGCUUGCUGACGGGAACGUUCAGGCUCCAUGGCUGCCCGACGGCGGGGGACGCGCAGCGGCGGGGCCCGAGCAUUAAAUGAAGCUGGAAGAGUUCAUAAUGGCAGCACGGCUAUAGAAGACCCUCCUCCUGCAAAGAAAACUCGAAGAUGCCAGAGGCAGGGGGUGAAAAAGGAGCCUGUGGCUGGAGGAGAGGCCAAUAAUGACAGGACAGAAGACAAGCAAGAGUCUGUGAAGACCUUGCUGUUAAAGGGCAAAGCUCCCGUGGACCCCGAGUGCACAGCCAAGGUGGGGAAGGCCCAUGUGUACUGUGAAGGGAAUGAUGUCUAUGAUGUCUUGCUAAAUCAGACCAAUCUUCAGUUCAACAACAAUAAGUACUAUUUGAUUCAGCUGUUAGAAGAUGAUGCCCAGAGGCACUUCAGCGUUUGGAUGAGAUGGGGCCGAGUUGGGAAAAUGGGGCAGCACAGCUUGGUGGCUUGUUCAGGGGACCUCAACAAAGCCAAGGAAAUCUUUCAGAAGAAAUUCCUUGACAAAACAAAAAACAAUUGGGAGGAUCGUGAGAAGUUUGAGAAGGUGCCUGGAAAAUAUGAUAUGCUAGAAGUGGACUAUACCACCAAUACUCAGAGUGAAGAGGAAUCAAAAAAGGAAUCUCUUAGCUCCCCUUUGAAACCAGAAUCACAGCUAGAUCUUCGUGUGCAGGAGCUGAUAAAGUUGAUCUGUAACGUCCAGGCCAUGGAAGAGAUGAUGGUAGAAAUGAAAUAUGACACCAAGAAAGCCCCACUCGGGAAGCUGACAGUGGCACAAAUCAAGGCAGGCUACCAAUCUCUUAAGAAGAUUGAGGACUGUAUUCAGGCUGGCCAGCAUGGACGAGCUCUCGUGGAAGCUUGCAAUGAAUUCUACACCAGGAUCCCACAUGACUUUGGACUCCGUACCCCUCCAUUAAUCCGGACAGAGAAAGAACUAUCAGACAAAGUACAACUACUAGAGGCUUUGAGAGACAUUGAAAUUGCCAUUAAGCUGGUGAAGACAGAGCUGCAAAGCCCAGAACACCCAUUGGACCAACACUAUAGAAAACUACAUUGUGCCUUGUGCCCUCUUGACCAUGAAAGUUAUGAGUUCAAAGUGAUUUCCCAGUACCUGCAGUCUACUCAUGCUCCCACACACAGAGACUAUACCAUGACCUUACUGGAUGUUUUUGAAGUGGAGAAGGAGGGUGAAAAAGAAGCCUUCAGAGAGGACCUUCAUAACAGGAUGCUGCUGUGGCAUGGUUCCAGGCUUAGUAACUGGGUGGGAAUCCUGAGCCACGGGCUUCAAAUUGCCCCACCUGAGGCUCCCAUCACAGGUUACAUGUUUGGGAAAGGAAUCUACUUUGCCGACAUGUCUUCUAAGAGUGCCAAUUACUGCUUUGCUUCUCGAGUAAAGGAUACCGGACUGCUGCUUUUAUCAGAGGUCGCUCUGGGUCAGUGUAAUGAGCUACUAGAGGCCAAUCCUGAGGCAGGAUUACUUCAGGGCAAACACAGCACCAAGGGACUGGGCAGGAUGGCUCCCAGACCUGCCUCCUUCAUCACCCUGAAUGGGAGUACGGUACCCUUAGGACCAGCAAGUGAUACAGGAAUUCUGAAUCCAGAGGGCUAUACUCUCAACUACAAUGAAUUUAUUGUCUAUAACCCCAACCAGGUCCGUAUGCGAUACCUUCUAAAGGUUCAGUUUAAUUUCCUGGAGCUGUGGUGAAUGUCAAUAUUAAAUAAACCAGAUAGGUCUGAUCUUCAAAGAAGAAAAUAGGCAAGGUUUUACUUUUGAAUUUUCUGAUCUUUUAUGUAAUAAAAAUAGCACAAAUCUACC